UGUUUCUCAAGUCAAACCAAAAACAACUCACAGAAAAGCUAGAAGUAUGUCGAACAAGAAGAUGAGUAGAGAAGACAGCAGCAAAGAAGCUUCGAAUGUUGUUGUUGUUGGUAACGAAUCUCCUCCACUAGAGUUCGUCUCUUUUCUUGGGAAAGGUGGCUUCGGUUCCGUAGCUCUCAUGAGAGAUUCAAAACACCGAUUAUACGCCGAGAAAUCAUCUCGCAUGGAUUUCAUGAAGAGUCUCGAGAAAGAACACAGGAUCAUGCUCCGUUUCCGCAACCAUCCACGCAUCGUCCAGACCACGAGCCCUAAUCUCCACAUAGGCUUCAACUUCGACCGUUGCUACAUCAACAUGGAGUUCGCUUCCAAAGGCACUCUCCACAACUUCAUCUCCCAGCUCCGCGGUAGACCUAUGCCGGAGAUGAUGGUCGCACGUGCCGCUCUCAUGAUCUUGCAAGGACUCGAAGCGCUUCACUCACGAGGAUACGUUCACUGUGAUCUCAAGCCGGCCAACGUCCUCCUCUUUCCUUCCGUGACUUUCGGACAGCCGUGGGAUCUCAAGCUUGCCGACUUCGGUUUAUCCAAGGAACCGGGUGAGGAUUCUAGGUCGUCUUUGUCUGGUGGUACGCCUCAGUACAUGCCCCCUGAGUCUUUGGGACCCAACGGAGCGAAGAUGGUGGGACCUGGAGUUGAUAUGUGGUCUCUAGGGUGUGUUGUGGUUGAGAUGUUUGGUGGCUAUCCAGAGAAGAGGCGAGGUUGCUACGCGUGGAGGCUUCCCGGACUUGUGUCUCCUGUGGCCGACGAUUUCUUGACAAGGUGUAUGGAGCUGCAGCCCUCACGCAGAGCCACCGCAGCGGAUCUGUUGAAACAUCCUUUUGUUGUUGGGAUGAUAAGAGGACCCAUGAUGAUGAUGAUGGCUCCACCACGGCCACAACAGAUGCUUCCGUAUUGUCCUCCUCCGGUUAGAAGACAGAUAGGACCAAUGAUGAUGAAGAUGAUGAUGGCUCCACCAAGACAUGGAGAUUUGAUCUGCUGA
Messenger RNA from Raphanus sativus (radish), 1036 nucleotides. Its product is annotated as mitogen-activated protein kinase kinase kinase 20. Gene Ontology annotation, molecular function: ATP binding; protein kinase activity. The record is from RefSeq and is a predicted model, not a curated record. Bases 47 to 1036 code for a protein of 329 amino acids. The transcript has a single exon. Gene Ontology annotation, biological process: protein phosphorylation. Lineage: Eukaryota; Viridiplantae; Streptophyta; Magnoliopsida; Brassicales; Brassicaceae.